Messenger RNA from Dreissena polymorpha, 1776 nucleotides. RefSeq lists its product as uncharacterized. The coding region runs from base 495 to 1067 and encodes 190 amino acids. The transcript is spliced from 2 exons. The record is from RefSeq and is a predicted model, not a curated record. NCBI's taxonomy places the organism in Eukaryota, Metazoa, Mollusca, Bivalvia, Myida, Dreissenidae.
UUCUCUAUUAUAUAUUUUCAGGUCAUAUGGUAUAAGCAUCAGAGGAAGGUACUCAAGCAUCUCCAACGAGGAACUUGACAAUCUGGUCCGAGAGAUAACAGAUGGCAAUCAGACACUUGGGCAACGAAUGGUUCAGGGACAUCUUCAGAGUCUAGGACAUCGGGUUCAAAGACAACGUGUUGCUGACAGUCUGAUCCGGUUGACGAAGCAGCUGUAGCCAUGCGAUGGUGUCACUCGAUUCGGCGAAGGGUGUACAAUGUUGCUGGUCCAAACUCAUUGUGGCACAUAGAUGGAAACCACAAAUUGAUAAGAUGGGGUUUUGUCAUACACGGAGGCAUUGAUGGCUUCUCGCGGAUGUGUGUUUUCCUCCAAGCUGCAACCAACAACAAGGCUACCACGAUGACAAAAGCCUUCAUGACAGGCACCCAGUGCUAUGGUGUCCCAUCAAGAGUCCGCAGCGAUCACGGGCUGGAAAUACCGGCGUUGGGGCGUUUAUGAUAGCGCAUCGUGGACCUCGUCGGGGUUCUUUCAUCACGGGAAGGAGCGUCCACAAUCAGCGGAUUGAACGCAUGUGGCGUGACCUGUUUGCCAGUGCAACAAACGUGUUUCACGGAUUGUUUUCACAUCUUGAGGAGUCUGGACAGUUGGAUUUGACAAAUCCAGUGCACAUGUGGUGCCUUCAUCACGUGUUUGUGCCUCGUGUCCAGCGAGCGUUAGACAUAUUCCGUGAGGGCUGGAACUGCCACAGGUUGAGCAGUGAAAGAGGUAGAACCCCCACACAGCUCUACAUUGAGGGCAUGAUGCGCCAAGCUGGACAGGGUCAUAGGGGCAUCGACGACAUGGUGUUCCGUGCUCCGGAGGAAGACAUCCAAGACCAUACUGAAUAUGGUAUUGACGAUGAGGUCGAGGUAGCCCCCCGAGAAGACAUGAUCACCAAUGUGUCAAAUGUAGACUGUCCUCUGAAUGAGCAGGACUUCACAAGACUAACACAAACUUUGAACAUUGAGAGUGACCACCAGGGUGUGGAUUGUUUCUUGGCAUGUGUUGAGUUUUGCAAUUCUGUGUAGUGACCAAGCUAUGAUUACAUGAAACUGCUUAUAUGGUGACCAGAAUCAGAUAGUGAAUUAUCGGAUGAUGAUUGUUGUGGCAACUAGUCUAGUUGCCAUAACAAUCAUCAUCCGAUAAUUCACUAUCUGAUUCUGGGUCAUAUUCUAAUAUAGUUUAGAUUAGAAUCACCUGAAACUGUUUUAUAUUCUGGAAAAUUUACUAUUUAAAGUCAAAUUGGUGUUAGUACAUGUUUUAAUGUUUUUUAAUACAUGUAUAUCUGUUAUUAUCAAAAUCUUGAUAAUUGAGACUCUCAUUAUCUCUCAAUAUUCUCAUUUGGUAUUUUAUUUGUGCUUUUCAUAACAUGUACACUUCUUUUUAUCAGACUUUUAUUAAUUAAGUUAUGUACAUGUACUCAUUUGUUAAUGUCACUUAAAGUGCCAGACAUAUACUCAUCUGAUAUCAGACUGUAAUUUAUUAAGUAAUAUACUCAUUUGGUAAUUUCAUUUGAAGUGCUAGUCAUAAACUCUUGGUAAAAUGUUAUUGUGUUAAGUGGAGGUUCAUUAUAUUGAGAUUGUUCUUUGUCAGUCUGACAGGUCAAUUUUUGCAACUGUUUAAAUGAUCUCAUGUGCUAAGAGUUAAACACUGUUAUUGUACUGUUUUAUUGUGUACUCUUAACACAGUAUUACUUAUAAAUGUUCUAGUAUUUGCUCAUAAAAUGCUUCAGUAUAA